AUACAGCAACGACAACAACAACUUGGAAAAUUAGAACAGCAAGAAGAAGAGCAACUGCAACUGUAACUCGUUAAACUGUUUCGCGCGGCAGGGAAUGGUAUAUUUCUUGGGGGAUUGGGGCAUGGGAGAUUCUGACUUGUCGUCAUAUCAGCAGCAUGUUCCAAAUAUACAACAACAGCAGCAGCAGCGCAUCCAUGGACAUCAUCAGCAGCAGCAGCAACAACAACAACAACAACAACAACAACAUCAUCAUCAGCAGCAGCAACAGCAGCAGCAGCAGCAGCAGCAACAACAACAGCAACAUCAGCUGGUUGCACAAAUCUCAAAUAGCCUAAGCCUACUGCAAUCGCAGCUGCAAUUCGCCAGCGGAUCCAGCUUCCUACAGCAACAGCAUGUGGCUGGCCCAAGGAGCAGCAACAGUGGCAACAGCAACAGCAACAGCAGCAGCAGCCUGGUAACAGCCAAUCUACAGCAACUAUCGGUGAGCAACGGCGGCAACAACAAUAGCGCCUGCAACACGCCCACCAAAACACAGCAGCAGCCACAGACCGACUCUCAUCCACCCGCUCACAAAGUCCAUUCGUCUUGGUUGCGGCAAUGCUCCGAGUCAAACAACUCUCAAUCGACGGCCGAUAGUUGCGGCAGCAAGGCCAAGACAACACAGCUCAGUAAGGAUCUCCUGGAUAACGAGGAUGAGGUCGCGCUUCAUCCGCUUUCCAAUCAGGUGGGAGGACACACGCGCCUUUUGCUGCUCAACCAGUCAACGGUGAUCAAGCCGCUGAAUUUGCGUGAAUUGGACUUCUAUCAGAACAUUCCGCAGGACGUACAGAAGUUUGUGCCCAAGUACAAAGGCGUUAUGCAAGCAACCACCAUGGGCGGCGCUAAGCUGGACAAGCGCUAUUCGCCCAGCUUCCGGGACGAUGCGGCCGCGGUGCCAGUGCGCAAGAUGAGUGCCUCGAAGCGCAAGCGGGAUGAAGUACUCAGAAUGAAGGUGCAUAAGAACGGAAAUGCGGCCGAUGUUAUUAAGAGCAUUUCGCAACUUGACAACUCCAAUAAGCAAUAUUUCUUGAUGCUCGAGAAUAUCACAUCGCAGUUCCGCAACCCCUGUAUUCUGGACCUGAAGAUGGGAACGCGGCAGCACGGCGACGAUGCGUCCGCAGAGAAGCGAUCCAAACAGAUGGCCAAGUGCGCGGCCAGCACCUCUGGCUCCCUGGGCGUCCGCCUCUGCGGCAUGCAGACCUACCAGGCGGACUUGGAGCAGUAUGCCAAGCGCGACAAGUACUGGGGACGCGAGCUCAACGAGGCGGGCUUCAAGACCGCCUUGCAUGACUUCUUCUACAACGGCUAUCGGCUGCGCAUUCGCGUCAUCCGCAAGAUCCUGCAGCGGCUGAUGCAGCUGCGACGCGUCAUCGAGAAGCAGUCCAGUUACAGAUUCUAUUCCUGCUCAUUGCUCAUCGUGUACGAAGGCUAUGAAGAGAAUCCUAUGGCACAUCCGCCCUCAAUGGAUAUGGAUGAUUGGCUGGAGGCGCCAAAGUCAGCGACACUGCAGCCGACAGCUGCCUUCGAUUAUCACCCGGAGAACAGCAUAGACGAGGAUGAUAUUGAAGACGAUGAGGCGGGAAAUGAGGCGGGCGACGAACUGGAACCGCACGAUACGGAUGAAGACUUGCAAUUGGUGGCGGCCGUUGAUAGCGGCAACGCCUCGGCCACCAACAGCAGCACCGGAGCCGACGGCUGCAACUAUGAUGCGGAUGCAUCAAAUGAUUCAAACUCGCGCUUGAAUCUGGCCACACGUCGUCAUUUACACAAGCGCGGCUUCGCGGAGGCGGCGGCACGUGGCGUCAAGCAAACGGCCACCAGCUCCUCGACCACCACCGACGAGGAGGAGGAGGAAGACGACGAGAGAAACAAGGCACAGCACUCGCACUCGCACUCGCAUUUGUCCGUCAUGCCGCCGCCACGUAGCUGCGGUGUCCUGCCCACUAAAUCGGUGGCUGGUGGCAAGGGCAGCAAUGCCAAUGCCAGCACCACACCUGCAUUCAUUCCAAUAUCCGAAGAGACAGUAUUCCUGGACCCUGAGCCAACGCUGCCCAGCGUGACCACCUCAUCGCCACAUUCCGGAGACUCCUGGAUGAAUUACAGCAGCAACAGCAGCGACGAUUUCUCCGGCCUAUCCGAGCAGAUCAAGGCCGUGGCAAGCGGGCGACAGACAUGCAACAACAGCUCCGAUGACGGCAGCUCAGAUUACGACAGCAGCAUUAUUGGACCCACGGAGGCCAUGUUCAAGCGGUACAAGUCACAGCAAUCGUUCGAUGCAGCGGCAGCAGCAACAGCCGGCAGCGUGGAUCUCACCUCGCCGCCCCACACGGCUGGCAAUUCAAGUGCCACCAUCAAGUCGGUUGUCUCGCCCGCCUCCUCCAGCGCAUCGUCACUGAAAUCAGUGAAGGGUGCUGUGAAGCGUUUGCGCUGCAAGGACGACGAUGAACACUACGCAGCUCACGACGACUCCCGCGAGGCCAAGAAGUCGACAAUAACAUCCACUCCCGUUUCGGCCGUCUCCUCGCCAUCGAAGUCUCACACGGGGUCGGCAAUGCAGCGCAGUUGCGAAAACAUAUCCAACUCGCUGCUCGCUGGCAUUCUGCUCGACUCCCUGGAGCGACGGGCCAGUGCCGAGGGCGAAAACAACAACACCAAGAGCGAGCCAAAGUCAUCGACAACUGCGGUUCGCAACUCGGCGCUAAUGCAUGGCUCCAAGUCGCUGGACAUGUCCGCACCGCCCACAGAUGACUCGGCCUGCUUCGUGGACGUGCGUCUCAUUGACUUCGCCCACACGGCCUUUGUUCCGCGCAACGGGAGCAUGUUGCCCACGCCGCCAGCCACCGCGCCCGUCCACCAUGGACCCGACGGCGGCUUUCUCACUGGCCUGGACAGCCUCAAUCGCCUGCUCAACGAGAUAUUGGCCGAGGAAAGUAUCUAAUCUGCCUGCAGUAGUUACCCCAAUUGGAGCUUCCAGCGGAGCCCACUCACAGCUAGCGUGCGGGGACGGAGAAUAAGUUAAAAAUAAAAUUUAAAUUUAAAAAAAAAAAGUACAAUUUGAUUUCAAAAAAUUACCUAAAUUGUUGUAGCAACAUGUGUUAAAUUAUGAAACUAAUCUUUAGUAAUUCGAAAUGUGAUUCAGCUAACAAGAAAAAAAAAAACCAACAACACAAAAAAACAAAAAACAAACAAAAAUUAACAGUGAAAAGGAAAUGCCAACAUUUUUAAGCAAAAACAAAACAUACGUUAAGUGCAAGGCAAAACGUACGAAGCUGACAAUUGUUCAUAUAUUAUUUAGGAUCUGUUGAGUGUGUGAAACUUAAUAUCUACAAUUUAUUUGAAAAUGUAUCUUCCAAAAGUAGUUACAAGUUUAAAGAUAAAUUUACUUAAAUAUUGAUAGAUUGUUCAUGCCUUCUGCAUUUCCUAGCGCUGAAUGAGAAAGAAGAACAAAGGAAACUGCGUUCUGACUUUGAUGUUUUAAGUUUGUGAGAAAUGAGUAUAAAAGCAAACAACUAUAUAAAAUAUAUAUGUAUUGUAUUUUAAAUUAAACAAUUGGCAUGCAUAACGUGCAUUUUUAUACCUGCUAUUACAAUACAUACAUACAAUGCAAAUGACAAAGCGUAAGAACAGUAUUUUGUUAUAUUUUUCAUCUUUGCUUUACAAAGGUUCCCCUUCUAAUUGUAGCAAUCGCAGUUAACCUGUAAAAGUGAGAGGAGCAAGUGAAACGCUAUAAACAUAAAUCUUAAAUAAACAAAAAACGCAUAUACAUGUAUAUUACUAUUACUUAUUGUAUAACUAGAGAAUUAAAUGGAAAAAAAAAA
This is a messenger RNA of Drosophila navojoa, 3857 nucleotides long. It is a transcript of the gene Ip6k, whose product is annotated as Inositol hexakisphosphate kinase. Gene Ontology annotation, biological process: inositol phosphate biosynthetic process; phosphatidylinositol phosphate biosynthetic process. Gene Ontology annotation, molecular function: inositol hexakisphosphate kinase activity. Lineage: Eukaryota; Metazoa; Arthropoda; Insecta; Diptera; Drosophilidae. Gene Ontology annotation, cellular component: cytoplasm; nucleus. The record is from RefSeq and is a predicted model, not a curated record.